AUGUCUUCCCUUCUAUUUUGGAACUGCAAAGGAGCUAGAAAGAGGGAAGCUGCUCUGUAUUUGAAAGAAGUGGUUAAAGAUCAGGAUGUUUUUUUCAUUGGCCUUAUGGAAACUAAGAUAAGUAAUAUCAAUAGGAUGGAUGUUGAUGUUCUUAUUGGUAAAGAAUGGGAUUUCUAUCAUUUCCCUUCGGUUGGACUCUCAGGUGGCAUUUUAGUUUUAUGGAAUUCAAAGAUUGGGAACUUUGUGAUUACUAAGACUUCUUCUCAGGUGAUUGUCGGAGACUUAUUUAUCCCUAGAUUGGGAUUUUGGAGAAUUGCUACCGUAUAUGGUAGUAGAUGCUGUAAGGAGCGUGAAACUUUAUGGAGCUUGCUGGAUAAAUGUAUGGUAAGGUCAAUUCCUUCCAUCAUUGGCGGAGACUUCAAUUGUGUGCUUAACAAAGAUGAAAAAAGAGGAGGCAAACGGUUCCAUUUUACCAAAGGACCUAGAGACAUGAAGAACUUUAUGACUAGUUGUGACUUUCACGAUGUGGUUAUUAUUGGACCAAGAUAUACUUGGUGUAAUAAUAAAGUAGGGAAUUCCAGGAUUUGGGAGCGGCUUGAUAGAUGUUUAUUGAAUUCUACAGCCUUGAAAUUACUUCCUACAGCUGCCACUAGGCAUCUUGCUAGGGUGGCUUCGGACCACAAUCCUAUUACAUUCAAGGUUAAUGAUAAGGAACGUGCAAGGACUAAAAUCAUAAGAUUUGAAGAUACUUGA
Molecule: messenger RNA, 753 nt
Organism: Dendrobium catenatum
Lineage: Eukaryota; Viridiplantae; Streptophyta; Magnoliopsida; Asparagales; Orchidaceae
Exons: 1
Coding region: 1-753 (250 amino acids)
Molecular function (GO): catalytic activity
Source: RefSeq, a predicted model, not a curated record